Aureobasidium melanogenum CBS 110374 is the source of this 1020-nucleotide messenger RNA. Its product is annotated as zinc-binding alcohol dehydrogenase-like protein. NCBI's taxonomy places the organism in Eukaryota, Fungi, Ascomycota, Dothideomycetes, Dothideales, Saccotheciaceae. Gene Ontology annotation, cellular component: mitochondrion. The transcript is spliced from 3 exons. The coding region runs from base 1 to 1020 and encodes 339 amino acids. Gene Ontology annotation, molecular function: oxidoreductase activity; zinc ion binding. The record is from RefSeq and is a predicted model, not a curated record.
AUGAGAGGAAUCCAAGUCAAGGAAUAUGUUCAGGGUCCUCAAGACCUCAAGGUCACCGAUCUACCGGACCCGACUCCUAAGCCAGAUCAAUAUCUGAUUGCUGUCCACGCCGCUGCUACCAACUUCUUCGACUUGCUCCAGAUCCGUGGAAAAUACCAAACCCAACCUCCUCUACCAUGGGUCUCCGGUGCCGAGUUCUCUGGUGUUAUCCUCAAGGCUCCGCAGUCAUUGCCCGGAGGAAAGAAGCCUACAUUCAAGGAAGGAGAUAAAGUCUUUGGUGCAUCUCAGGGUGCUUACGCUACCAAGGUCUGUGCCACUGAGGCUCAAUUGAGACCAAUGCCCAAAGGAUGGAGCUUCUUCGACAGUGCUGGCUUGAUGGUCACUGCUCCUACCAGCUAUGCCGGUCUGGUGACAAGAGCUGGCAUCAAGAAGGGUGACUGGGUCUUGGUUCAUGCUGCUGCUGGAGGUGUCGGUCUUGCUGCAGUCCAAAUCGCGAAAGCUUUCGGAGCAACCGUGGUUGCCACAGCUGGUACAAAGCACAAGCUCGAUGUCGCCAAGUCGUUCGGCGCAGACCAUCUGAUCGACUACAGACAAAAGGAUUGGCCUAACCAGGUCAAGAAACUGACACCCAAGGGUCGUGGUGUCGACAUUGUUUAUGAUCCCGUUGGUCUGAUCACUGAAAGUAUGAAGUGCACGGCCUGGAACGGACGGCUGUUGGUCAUUGGCUUUGCAGCAGGCGACAUCGAGAAGAUGGCUACCAACAGAAUCUUGUUGAAGAAUGUCAGUGUUGUGGGUCUGUUCUGGGGAGCUUAUGCUACCAACGAGCCAGAGGCGGUCGAGCCAGUUUGGAAGGGUUUGUUUGACUUGAUGGAGAGUGGCAAGUUCCGCGGAACAUGUUAUACAGACAAGGAGUUUGUCGGACUCGAGACUGUCCCCGAGGCUCUGAAAGCACUUGGAGCACGCGACACUUGGGGUAAGGUGGUUGUCAAGGUGCCACAAGAAGGACAGAGCAAGCUGUAA